UCUAGGGUAUGACAAUUAUGGACUUAUCUAUAGUCAGUAUAGUAAAAAACUAUACGCUAGUAUGUUUCGAUUCAUAAGUAAGGCUGUCACGCUCAUAUCCAAACAUAACCUGUUAACCUUUUGUGUGAUGUAGUGAGAGAUUUUUGUCAUUCCAUUUUUUAAAUAAGAGAAUUAUUGUUAUAGUUGAUUUGACCUUGUUUGAAAAGAUAAUUAUCUUACUUCUACUCAUCUACAGUGAUUGGAAUAAUUUCAUCGAGACAUAAUGGCAUCAAAAAUAUUUUUCGAUCGUUGUUGUAAUCCAUUUGAUUGAGAAUCACAUUUUAAAAAAAAAAGUUUACGUCCAGCGACUGACAUCAUGAAAGUCACGUUGGGAUUAAGUGAUAAUUAUUUAUUAUGCAGUUCGUGUCGAAACAAAGCUUUAAAAUUGGUAAAGGAACAAACAAAUACUAGUAAUGAUACUACCGUUGAUGCAAGUGAUCAUGAAGAUGAUUCUAGUGAUAACAAUGAGAACAGUGAUGGUGCUGACAGUGAUAGUAACACAACUGCCACAGAUCUCCCGUUGUCCUCAUCAUUCCGUUCCUUGUCGUUUAAUAGUGAACCCAAAGAUUCACAAUCAAGCUCGGCAUCCCAAGUUAGUGCUGCAACUCAAUUACCCAGUAUAAACGAUGCAUUGCGACUAUUAAAUCAAUCGCCAAUUCCUUCAAAAAAAUUGAAUGAUUAUCAAUUUUUGAGUAAUAAAAUAAAUCAGACGUCUGACAGCUUGAAAAAAAUUUUGCUCUCAACUGCUGACGAAGGAUCAAUUGAUGACGAUGGUGAAAAUUUUCGUUCAUUAAUUGAAAAGCUGCACGAUAAAUUCAAUGAUAAAGAAACAGAAAAGUCUUUAAAGAUACAAAUCUUAACCUUGUUACCUGAAAAAUGGGGUGAAAGACGUAUUUGUAAAACUAUGAAUACAUCAAGACAUUUAUCAAGAGUAGCAAAAAAGUUGGUUGAAGAAAAAGGUAUACUUUCAACACCUGAAACAAAAUUAGGGACGACAAUUACUGAUCAAAUAUUAUUGAAAAUUGCGAAUUUUUACAACGAUGAUGAGUAUAGUGCUUUGAUGCCCGGCAUGAAAGACUUUGUUUCAGUUCGAAAUGAUGAUGGUAAUCGGGUACACGUCCAAAAACGGCUUGUUCUGUCUAAUUUAAAAGAACUUUACCAAUGUUUCCGUGAAAUAAACCCUGCAGAGAAAGUUGGAUUUUCGAAAUUUGCUUCGUUACGGCCGAAACAUUGUGUGUUAGCAGAAGCAAGUGGAACACAUACUAUCUGUGUAUGUACUAUCCAUCAAAACUUUAAGUUGACGAUGCUUGGUAAUUAUCCAAUUUAUUAA
This is a messenger RNA of Cotesia glomerata, 1369 nucleotides long. RefSeq lists its product as uncharacterized. The record is from RefSeq and is a predicted model, not a curated record. NCBI's taxonomy places the organism in Eukaryota, Metazoa, Arthropoda, Insecta, Hymenoptera, Braconidae. The transcript is spliced from 3 exons. The coding region runs from base 356 to 1369 and encodes 337 amino acids.